Closterium sp. Naga37s-1 is the source of this 3828-nucleotide messenger RNA. Lineage: Eukaryota; Viridiplantae; Streptophyta; Zygnematophyceae; Desmidiales; Closteriaceae. The record is from the annotation of a GenBank genome assembly.
AUGGACGCUGCGAUGACGACCCAGAGCCCUACUGACGCGCAGGGCGCCGGUGGUGAUUAUAUCGAGGGGAAGGCCUCUCAAGCUGUCAGCCUUCCAGAUGCGUGGAGAGAGCGGUUCAGGGACCUGAUCACGACCCAUCUGCGCAUGGACGGCGCCAUGCAGCAGCAGGCCACGGAGCUCUUUUCCGCCUUCCAUUCAUUCGCCUUACUUCAACCCCACCUUCCUUCCCCUGCGCCCUCCGCAUUCCCCGCGUUACCGUACCCAUCUGCGCAUGGACGGUGCAAUGCAGCAGCAGGCAAUGGCGCUCUUCUCCGCCUUCCUUUGGGUAACCCAACUCAUCUAUCCCCCCAUGCGCCCUCCACAUUCUCCCCCUCGCCCCCGUGCGCGCAGACCCAUCUGCGCAAUGCAGCAGCAGGCCACGGAGCUCUCCUCCGCCGUCCAUCCAUCAGCCUAACUCACGUUCACACCCAUCUGCGCAUGGACGGCGCAAUGCAGCAGCAAGCCAUGGAGCUCUUCUCCGCCUGCUACGCGCUCCUCGCGCCCUCCCUCGCUUCCUUCGGCGCUCCCGAGUCCCCGGAUGACAGCGAGCGCGCCUGGAGCGCAUGCGUGCUGUUCGUGGUGCGAAAGCUAGGCCCUGCGAAAGCAGCAGAGGAGGCGGCUGCCAGAGCAGGACAAAUCGCGCCGCCUGGAUCCUCGCGGUCCCAGUGGCCCUGGUUCACCCUGUCAGAGCUGCUGCGCUCCACCAAGCUGACAGUGGUGGAUUUCUUCAAGGAGAUCGCCAACUUCCUGCCACGUGUCAGUCCUGUGAUGCAGGCGGCGUAUGGGGACUUGUGGGAGCAGAGGCUCGAGGUGAAGGAGCUUCAAGCCAACUUCGUGCAUGCAAUCGUGCUAUUCAACCACUACAAGAAGAUGUUUGCAGAGCUCUUCAUCUCCUCUCCCCCGCCCUCCCUCCCGUCGGGCGCACCUGCUCCUCCCACUGCCGCAGCCGCCUCCCAAUUCUCCCGGGAGAUGCGCUUUGGCUGGUUGCUGUUCCUCUCCAUCAAGGCGCACCUUCUCAGAAGGUUCCCGGAUCUUGUCACUGCGACAAACGCGAUGCUCUGCACGCUGGUGGUGCUCAUAGUCCACGUUCCCCCGUCUCUCCGCCGAUUCUCCUUCUCAGAUCCUGUCAGAUUCUCGCGCCGAGCAGGGCGAGAACGGCUAGUGGACGUGGUGGGGUCGCUGUGUGCGAGCUACAAGGCAGCAGAAGGCGAAGUAUCCUCCCUCCUCGAGCGCACCCAGCAGCUCAUGACCCGCUGCCUCGCCCGCCAGGCAGCCCCAGCAACCUGCGAGCAGCACGACGCGGCAGACCUCUGCCCCGACAGGCUGUUUCUCUUUGAGGGGUUGCUGCAGGACGCGGCGGCGCUGCCCAGUGUGGAUCUGGUGGAGGGGGCGUACCAGGAGGCGUAUGUGGAGGCGGGCGACAGGGCACUGGACGAGAGGAUGUUUCUGUCGGGGGACGGGCAGGUCAUUGGGGCUGUCUCCCAGCUCACUGCUGCCUCCUCCGCCAAGGUCAUUGGAGCUGUCUCGCAGCUCACUGCUGCUACUUCUAUGGGGGCUGUCAAGGUGAGUGGUACUGAACGGUACUGUGUGGCUCAGAGUGGGGUCUGCCACCAAAUGCUGUCGGGAGAUAGGCAGGUCAUUGAGGCCGUCUCGCAGCUCACUGUUGGCGCCCUCAGCUUAGCUCACCCAAAUGGCCAGCGCUCCAUGCCUCCCCCGUCCCCCCUUAAGAGCGCCCCCACAGGCGCAAUGAACGCCCCUUCCUCCCCUUUCGCCAGCGCCAUGGGCGCAGGGGGAGGCGCAGGGGGGGAGGGGCGCGGGGGGGGCAGCACCACUAUCACCAUCGCCCCCUUCUGCUCCCCCGCCCGCUCCUUCCUCACUCGCCUGGGCCCAGGGGGAAUAGGGGGAACAGGGGGAACCGGGGGAGGGGGAGGGGGGGUUGGAGGGGGGAUGGGGGUUCCCCAGACCCCUAUCUCUGCAGCCAUGUCGACUGCUCAUUGGUUGAGAACCGUGGUGUCUGCUUCUCCUGCUGAGCCGUCUUUGGACCUGCUGUGGUUUCUGCACGCGUGCGACAAGGAUGUAACGGGCGCUGUGGUAACCAGAACGACCCUGGUUUCGCAUGAGAUCUUCUCUGCAGUGUCUCAAAAGAAACGAGCUGCCGCUGCUGCAGGGGCGGCCGGGGGAGGAGGAGGGAAGGGAGCGGCGGGAGAGGCAGGAGGAGAGAAGAAUGGAGCGGGGGCGGGAGUAGGUGACGCUGGGAAGCAGACCGACGGGGAAUCCGCAGCAGGGGGAGGCGGAGGGGGGAGCGAGGCGGCAGAGGCGGCGCUCUGGGCGGAGCAGAGGAGGCAGGAGACAGUGAAGCUGUACUACCGGGUGCUACUCCGCAUGUGCACGUCUGAGUCCCUCCGCAUCAACUCACAGAACCUCACUCCACUCCUCGAUAACGACCGGUUUCACCGCGCGCUCCUCGCCUGCUCUGCAGAACUAGUGCUAGCCAGCCACAAGGCGACGGCCCACGCGUUCCCUGCUGUGCUCGCCCCAGCGGGGGUGUCGGCAUUUGACAUGGAUAAGGUUAUGGAGGGGUUUGUGAGGUAUGAGGAGGGGCUUCCUGGGGAGCUGAAGCGGCAUCUGAACGCGUGUGAUGAGCGGAUACUAGAGAGUCUGGCCUGGGAGAAAGGGUCGAGUCUGUAUGUGACUGUGGUGGCGGCGAGGCGGCAUUUGCUGGCGGAGGUUAGGAGGCUUCAACUGCUGCCGGAAGGGGAGUUGGGGUUGGUAGUGGGGAGAGGAGCGGGAGGGAAGGGGAGUGGUGGGGACGGGGAGAAGGGAGAUGGCACGCCGGAGAGCAAGGGGAGUGAUGAAGCCUCCCCGCCAGCCCAGGCGUCCUUCCCCGCGUUCUCCCCCAUGAAGCCGCAGAACAAGCGGGAAUUCGCGCAUCUGCACUCCUCCUUCACCACUCCCUUCCAGCGGGCGUCGGCAGCAGCAGCGCCACCGGGGGAGAGUCGAUCCGAAAUGCUUUUCAACCAGUUCUGCCAAAAGGUUCUAAAACUUGCGGUUGUGCGAGUGCGCAGUCUGUGCGAAAGACUCCGAUUGACAGCAGCGGUAUCGGAGAUGGUGUUUCGAGUGGUGGAGCAUGCCGUGGAGGGCGAGGUGCAGCUGCUGUUCUGCCGCCACCUCGACCAAAUCAUUCUCUCUUCUGUUUACGGGGUCUGCAAGGUGUCGCAAGUGGCAGUUACAUUCAAGGACAUCAUCGCGCAGUACCGCAAGUUACCACACUGCAAACCCUCGGUCUUCAGAAACGUAUUCAUCGACGCCAAGCCACCCCCCGCUGACUCUGCCUCCAAGGAGCCCAUCCCUCAGCACGGAGACAUCAUUCGAUUCUACAACGAGAUCUUUGUACCGGCAACCAAGUCGUUCCUGCUGCACCUCGGCCACGGCGCCUCCACAGCAGGGGGCGCAGGAGGGGGAGCGGGGGAGAGGGGCGGGGGGCACGGGGGGAGCAUGUUCAGGAGUCCCCUGGUGCACUCAUCACCGGCUCUGGCGCACUUUCAGCAGCACCAGCAAUCACCGUCAUCUGUGCCGGGUGCAUCCCCCCGUCGCGUGUCCUCACGGCAUAAUGUCUACGUCUCCCCGCUGCCAACCUCUAGGAUGGAAGCUCUGUUGGCCUCCCCUCACCGCCAGCUGUCAGCGCAGCUGUCCACACAGCUGCUGGGAGGGGGCCUCUCAGCUGACCCCUUUGCGAGUCCAUCCAGGCACAUUGCGGCCAUCAACCAGCGUAUCAGUAGCAGCAGGUGA